Trichoderma atroviride IMI 206040 is the source of this 2727-nucleotide messenger RNA. RefSeq lists its product as uncharacterized. Gene Ontology annotation, biological process: proteolysis. Gene Ontology annotation, molecular function: serine-type endopeptidase activity. Lineage: Eukaryota; Fungi; Ascomycota; Sordariomycetes; Hypocreales; Hypocreaceae. The record is from RefSeq and is a predicted model, not a curated record.
AUGGGCCCCGUGCGACGGGGGCGUCUCUUCGAAGACGACGAGUAUGGCGAUGACAAGGAGAGCAACGACGCCCGAGUGUUGGACUUUGCCAAGGACGCACUGGUCAAGGCCGCCAUGAUUGCUGCUGACUUGGCUGCGAGGAACAAAAUGUGUGCUGCGGGCUGUCUAGCUGCGAAUUUGUUGAUUGCGAAGAGCGCCCUAGACGCGGCGGGAGUCCAUCAGUUGCCCAAGCUGCAGAGACGGCUGCCAAAGUUGCUGGAUGACUUGGAGUAUGUUUGCUCGUGGCCCAAUCAGCCUAGCGCUCACACGUCUCUCCUCGAAGAACUCAACACCUCGUCCCAGCGCAGAAGCCAUGGACAAGCCGAAGAGCAAGCCCGCCAGGGCAUCCUUGCAUUCUGCCAUGCGUCGCAAGACAUACGCGACCAGUACCUCAAGAAGCUCCAGCGCUUCGCUGAACUCGUCAUGGCCGUGGACGAUGACAGCAAAAGCCGCCUCAAGAAAACGACCGAUGAGGAAAUGCCGGAUGCCUACCCGACGCACGUCAAUUCUGCUCUCUUCUCUGUGCUCAAGUCACACUCAUUGUGUACGUGUACGUGGAAUGGUGGGCCGGGCACAGAUGGCAGAGGAAAGCACCAUGCCAGACUGAGAUUGAACGACAAGAUUACCAAAAUUGACGGGUGCGUCGCCUUUGAUAUGCUGUUCGCCGCUACGCCUCUGGUUUCCGAUCACUGGCAAGAGCUGCAAAUGCGUGUUGCCAUGCGCAAGAAAGCCGGAAAAGCAGUACAUUAUCGCGAAGAGCCUUUGGUGAGCUCACCUGGAGAUGCACCCAAAUCGGACUUCUCUGAGCGCUCAAGGCUCAUCCUGCCAGAACAAUUCUGCCGGCUCGUCAAAACACCCAUCGGCUCACGUAUCUGCUGCCGCGUUCAGGAUGAGGAACUUCACCAGCUUUACGAUGGGGUUCCAUUGAAACAGCAAAUCGGGCCAGGGUCAAGCAUGUCGCUGCGGGAAAUUCUGGCGCAGUGCAAACUGUCGAACCGAAUGAAGCUGGUCUUGGCAUACAUUGUCGCGCGUUCUUUUUGGCAAUAUUAUGACUCGUCGUGGAUGGGCUCUGCUUGGUCGAGCGAUUCGAUUCACUUUUUACGGGAGUCGCCGCUGGAUGGGGACGACGACGAUGAAAGCGUUGUCAGCGAUGGCGGCACGGAGCUAUCGAAAACUGAUGGCGCUCUGUUUGCCUCACGGCCAUGCUUGGCCAUUGAUUUUAGCGAUCAGGGGAUGGAAGGGCCCAUGGAGUAUUGCAACUCUUACUCUGUUGUCUAUAGAUACCCCAGACUGUUGGCUCUCUGCAUCAUCCUCCUUGAAAUUGCGCAAGGCAGCGGGCUUGUUAUGGAAGACAAAGGGUCAAUGGAAGGCAACCUGAACGAAUCUUGGCAUAUGACCCGGCGAUAUACCAGGCGAAGUCGUCUACGCAAGGAAUUUGACUUUCCAGACUACCGCAAAGCCAUCCUCAGCUGCCUCAAUUACAAACCCAACGACGACGAGACUGGUGAAAGUGCUACUUCAAACGUUGAGACAGAUGUCUUUGCCCGCAAAGCCAUGGUUUAUAGUUCCGUCGUGCAGCCGCUCGAACGCCUACUCAAGAAUCUCGGCUUCGCAGAGAAUCUACACAUCAUCGAUCCCAUAGACAUGUCACGCUCUCCCGAUCGCAAUGUCAAACUACCUGCUGCCAUCCUAGCGGAAACCUUGACAUCAUUCAAAGACCAAGGCAACACAAACACACAAGCGUCUGUUCAGUGGCUCGACGAUAUCUCGUCCAUCAACACCUCCAUCCGCGAACUCAAGAAAAGCCGAAAGUCAAAAGAACGCGGUCGCCCCGUUCGUAUUGCCGUGUUAGACACCGGCUAUGACGGAGAUGCCAUGUUCUUCACAUUGAAAGAACGUAAACGCCGCAUCAAAGGCUGGAAAGACUACGCCGAGAAAAGCUCGACUCCCGUUGACAGCAGCGGCCAUGGCACCCAUACUUUGGCGCUCAUCAUGAAAGUGGCACCCGCCGCGGACAUGUAUGUUGCUCGCAUCGCCAAAGACCGCGCUGGUCUUCAGAACUCGGCCGAGAACAUCGCUCAGGCCAUCGCUUGGGCUGCCACCGAGGCCGAGGCAGACAUCAUCUCCAUGGCAUUUGGCUUCCCUGAGGAGGUCCCGAUUAUUACCACAGCGCUGCUGACCGCUCAGCUCGCCCGGAACAACAAACUCCUCUUCUUGGCAGCCGCGUCAAAUUCCGGUGCAAAUCGGCGCGAGGCUUUUCCAGCGGCUCUCGACUCUGUGAUAUCGAUUCGGGAGACCAAUCACCACGGAGCAUUCAGCGACUCCAACCCCCCUGUCGAUCCUCGCGGUCCCAUCGUAUUCGGCACCGUUGGGAAAGACGUCCCCUCUGCGUGGCUGAGCAGUGUCGCUGGCGAGGUACCUAAAUCAGGGUCGUCUGUUGCCACAGCGGUGGCAGCAGGGUUGAUGGCGAUGGUGUUGGAGUUUGUCAGCGUGGGGAUGAGAGACGAAGAGAUGAAGCUACCGGAGGAGAUGAGCAGGGCUUGGACUAGGACAGGAAUGGUGAAUAUACUGACACGAAUGUCGCAUGAUUUAGGCAACCGCUCCUACUUCAUUUCGCCCUUGAGCUUUUUCUCAGGCAAGGAUUUGACCAAGAGCUGGGGUGCCAUCUCUGAUGCGGUCGUGGGGUGA